Molecule: messenger RNA, 1266 nt
Organism: Anopheles nili
Lineage: Eukaryota; Metazoa; Arthropoda; Insecta; Diptera; Culicidae
Product: protein abrupt-like
Exons: 3
Coding region: 1-1266 (421 amino acids)
Source: RefSeq, a predicted model, not a curated record
AUGCGCGUCCGAGCGACCGAUCCGCGACCAUGCCCGAAGUGUGGCAAAAUCUACCGCUCAGCGCACACGCUACGUACCCACCUGGAGGACAAGCACACGGUCUGCCCGGGCUACCGGUGUGUCCUGUGCGGCACCGUCGCCAAAUCCCGCAACUCACUGCACUCGCACAUGUCCCGCCAGCACCGUGGCAUCUCAACCAAGGACCUCCCGGUCUUGCCCAUGCCGAGUCCGUUCGAUCCGGAGCUUGCGUCUCGAUUGCUGGCGAAAGCAGGCGUCAAGAUAUCACCGGCUGAGUUGCGGGCACGUGCCUCACCGACCGGAACACGCCGAAACGAUGGCAUGAAGCUGGAACUACGCUCAGGCGACGGUGGUGACGAAUUUGACGAUCCCGAGGACCUAACCAUGUCACAGAGCAGUCACAGCGAAUCACAGCGGCGUUUCCACGAGAGCAUGAUGGGCAUGUCCCCGACCGGUUUCAACCAUCUCAACUCGACCACCAUCACGCGCGUGCGACCAGGCGAAGGAACUCCGAAGAUGGAUGGGAUGGGCCGUGAGGGAGGUGCAGGAAACGGAGGGCCGGGUAAUGGUGGUGGCGGUCCGGGAGGAAAUGGUGUCGGUGGAAAUGCGCUUGGUGGGCCGGACCGACACGGACCUGGAGGUCCUGGAGGUGGACCGAUGAAUCACAUGCAACCCAACACCCCAACAGGGUCGGCCAUCUUGGACACGUACUUGCAGUUCAUCACGGAGAAUGCAUUCGGUAUGGGUGGAAUGACUCAGGAGCAAGCUGCAGCAGCCGCCUUGCAGGCAGCAAAAAUAGCACACCUCAAAACGCUCGGCCACAAUCUAGACCAACUGCCACCGGGUUUUCUACCACCACAACUCGACCUAGCGAAGCUGACGAGUAACAACAACCAGAACAAUCCGGACCUCUCGUCACUGGCCAAGCUGCAAGCAUCACCGAACGUGACGAUCGAACCAACGGGCAACCGAGGCGUAAUGGGCACCGAAGCUGACCGAUUGUUGCAGACAAGCAACCACCAGAAGCUGCUCGCACUGGCCGCAAGUGGUGUUGGUGCACCGGGUGGAAAUGGAGGCCACCACGGGCUAAACAACAACAGCAUCCUUAACAGUGACGCCAUCCGGCGCGGUGGUUCCUCCGAACCGAUGGAUCUCGGGUUGGACGGAUCAGGAGCACAUGAUGACGACGGAAACAGCUCAGCGGAUGAGCGCAAUUAUUCCGACGAUGAAAGCAUCGCCACGCACUAG